UCAAGCAUGGCUCCCAAAGGCAAAAGGCAGCAAGCUAAGGGUGUAAAAUUUGCCGAAAAUGAAAACGACCCGUUUGAAAAUGAAAACGACGAGGCAGACGAUGAUGAAGAAAACGAGGAGGAGGAUGAAUUCACUCUGGAUGAUGUGCUGCGGUUGGGUGGAACUAAGUCGGACUAUGUCAUGCUUAACGCUGUUGAUGACAACACUGAGCUGAUAAAUGGUGGAAAGAAAGGUGCAAUCGAUGAUCUGGAAACUGGCGAACUGGCGGAGUUCAUCACAAAGCUGGGUAUCCGCAAAUAUUUAGAUCAACAGAUUGUCCAGGGUGACGAAGAAGAACCCUCUGAGGAACCCAGUGAGAAAGGAAAAAAACUCAGUGAGGAAAAGAAAAGCAAGAGGAAAGAAGCUCAGAAAGAUGCUAAAGCAGCUUCAGCGAAAGAAGAAAUCAGUGACAAAACUAAGAAAAAUGAGGCUCCUGGAAAGAAGGCCAAGCAGAAGGAUGCUAGUUUGUUUGAGUUUAACCCUCGGCUGGUGCUGCUGGUCAAACCUGGCGGAAAGUGGUACGAUAUAGAGUACACUUCAGAGGCUCACACAUCACCUCAGGAUGAAUCGCUGGUUUCACAGUACAAAGCUUUAGCUCAGAAGCUCUUAAAGUCAGAAACUGAUCUCUAUAAAACGAAGAAAAAUUUUCAAAAAGGAGCGAAUACAGCAUGGAUGAAGAGUGUCGUAUCGACCGGGACUCUUGCGGAUAGGAUGGCAGCCAUGACCGUGUUGAUCCAGGAUGCGCCAGUGCAUUGCCUUGAACAUAUUGAGAACCUGGUCUCUCUAAUAAAGAAGAAAGGAAGUCGUAGACAAGGACUAAUGGCUCUGGAUACUCUCAAGGAGCUCAUGUUAUCUGAUUUGUUACCAGAAAACCGUAAGCUCAGGACCUUUGCUCAGCGCCCGUUUGACGAGUUAGAGCAGCGUUCCAGUGGAAACCGGGAUGUCCGAGACAGGCGCCUUCUUCUUUGGUAUUUUGAGCACCAGUUAAAACUCCAGAUUGCAGAGUUUACAUCGACUUUAGACGCUCUGGCUCACGAUUCUGUCCUCGCCACCAAAACCAAAGCACUGACGACAGCUCACGAGCUUCUCUGCAACCGACCCGAGCAGGAAAAAGCCCUCCUGUGCCACGUCGUCAACAAACUAGGCGAUCCCGAGUACAAGAUUGCGUCUAAAGCCUCGUACCUGCUGGAGACGCUCCUUCACAAGCAUCCGGUGAUGAAAUCGGUGGUCUGUGCCGAGGUCGAGCGGCUGAUGUUCAGACCCAACAUCAGCUCCAAGGCUCAGUACUACGCUGCCUGCUUCCUCAAUCAGGUGAUACUGAGCCACGAGGAGACUGAACUUGCCAGCAAACUCAUCACUGUCUACUUCACGUUCUUCCAACUCUGUGUGAAGAAGAAGGAGGUGGAGUCGAAAAUGCUGGGUGCCCUGCUGAGCGGGGUGAAUCGGGCAUACCCUUACACCAAGGCAGGAGAUGAGAAGGUUAGGGAGCAGCUGGAUACCCUGUUUAAGGUGGUGCACCUGGUGAAAUUCAGCACCGCCGUGCAGGCGCUCAUGCUGCUUUUUCAGGUGAUGGAUUCACAGCAGACGGUGUCUGAUCGCUACUACGUCGCUCUCUACAGGAAGUUGUUGGACCCUGGACUGUCUGUAAGCUCGAGGCAGAGCAUGUUCCUCAACCUGCUGUAUAAAUCUCUGAAAGCUGACAUUGUGCUGCGUCGCAUUAAAGCUUUCGUGAAAAGGCUGCUGCAGGUGAGCUGUGAACAAAGUCCGACGUUUGCCUGCGGAGCGCUCUUCCUGGUCUCGGAGGUCAUGAAGGCCAAACCCGGACUUAAGCUUCUCCUCCAGGAAGAAGGGGAUGGAGAGGAGGAAAAAUUUCAAGACCUAAAAGGAGACGAUGAUGAAGAUGAUGAUGAGGAACGGUUUGUGGAUGCUGAUAAAGUUGAAGAGGGUCAGGCUGAAAAGACUGAACGGUCCAAACCAGCAGCAUCAUGGGUACAUCACCAAAACCUGGAGGGUGCAGUAGGAAAAAAUGUGAAGAUGUACGACCCCAUUCAUAGAAACCCUCUGUACUGUGGAGCCAAUCACAGCACCCUGUGGGAACUGCAAAAGCUCGCUAUGCAUUUCCACCCCUCUGUGGCUCUGUUUGCCAAGACCCUCCUGCAGGGUGAGUACAUCAAGUACUCCGGAGACCCUCUGCAGGACUUCACGCUUAUUCGCUUCCUGGAUCGUUUCGUAUUUAGGAACCCCAAACAAAUGAAGGGCAAACAGAACACAGAAUCUGUUGUGUUGCAGCCGAAACACAAACAGACCAUGAAUAACGUCCGCUCGUUACCCGUAAACUGUGAGGAAUAUUUGGCCAAAGAAGAAUGCCAGAUCCCCGUGGAUGAGGUCUUCUUCUACAGGUUCUUUAAGAAGCGUGAGGGAGAGAAGAUAUUUAAGAAACCUCAGAGAGACGAACAAGACAGCAUAGAAGAUGUGGAUGAUGACGAGUUUGACAGGUUGCUUGACACGUUUGAGGGUGACAGCUACUUCACAGAAUUUAAGGAUGAUGACCUGGACUUCGCUGGCAACGUGAAGAAGAAAUCUCAAGGUAAGAAGAAAGAGGAGGCGUCCGAUUCAGACCUGGACUCUGACGACGAUCUGGACGACGAGGAGCUCUCUCUAGGAAGCAUGGACGAGGAAGAUUUCGGAGAUGAGCUGGAAGAAGACGGUGGCGCGUUCAUGGACCCAGAUGGAGAUGAUGAUGAUGAAGUCCCAGAGCUCGAGGAGGAUGAUUUUGAGGAGGACAUGGAUGAGCCACCAGAAAUGAGCAAAGGAAGCAAAAAGGGGAAGCGGAAAUCAUCUCAUCUGGACUUCUCUGAAUCUUUGGGUCCAAACCCAGGCAAAAAGAAAAAGAAAGGAAAGCUGGCUGACACGGCAGUGUUUGCAUCAGCUGAGGAAUUUGGAGAUAUGCUGGAUGAACACGUCGAUUCCAAAUUCGACAACAUCGGCAUGAACGCGAUGGCCAACAAAGACAAAGCCAGUGUCAAACAGUUGAAAUGGGAGGCUCAGCGUGAUGACUGGCUCCGAGGACGUGAUGUCAAGUCCCUCAGAAGGAAGAAGACUAUGUUUAAAAAGAAAAAACAGUUUGGGAAAGCAAAACCGGGCAGAAAGACUCCCGGCAGGAAGAACUGAAGACGUCCGUCUCAGAUAUUUAACCUUUAUUGCUGUUUGGUGGACCAAGCAUCCUGAUCUGCUUCUUUGAUGCCGUAGACCCCGGCCAACUCGUUGGACUUGUAAUAAACUGAAAGAAAAUGAUAAGAUCGUGUUAUUCAGACCAUUUCUGGUUAUGCUGAACUGCCAAUCAAUGACAGUUGAUACGAACAUGAUUAAACAUGUAAAAAGUACAUUUUUAAAUAAAUGUUAUUUUACUGUUGAUGAGUGGAAAGGUUAAAUACCAAUAGAAAUACAACAGGACUUUGAAGUGUCCAUGUUUAAAGACAUACAAUCCAGCAUGUACGGUUACAAAAACACUUAAAGUAAAUAUUAAAAACAGUUCAAUGCAAACAGUAAAAGAUGCAUUGGGUGGAUUUUUGGUUUUAGCUGUGUCUAAACAAAGUGAUUUUUAUUUACCUACCCAUGUACAAAAGCUGUUGCGAGAUAUUGAUGGAUGAAUAUAUAAAUGCUACCUUAUUUAUAACAACAAACUCGUAGCCUGUACAGAGUCCUGACCUCAGCCCAACUGAACAGCUUUGGCAUUAACUGGAACACCAACUGAGGCUUUCUGGACCAACAUGAGUGACCAGCCAUACAAAUGCUCUUUUGACUGAAUGGUUAAAAAAUCCCACAGACACACUUCAAAGUCUUGUGUCAAGCCUUCCUAGAAGAGUGGCUGUUUUUCAAGCUCAUGGUCAGGUGUAUCAAUACAACAUGUCAUUUGACCAGGAGUGUUCAAUUUUUUAUGCAGAAGAGUGUACAUUUUACAAAAUGUGUUAUGAUUUUACGUAAAUUCCCUUUCUGUACCAUCUUAAACAUUCAGUGUCACAAAUAGACUGUAAGAAAUGGGUCAGAUACUUAUAAAUCUGUAUUGCAUAUUGAGUACAAGUAAUGGAGAAAGCAGGAAUAAGAACCCUGUUUUCAUCACCUCCUUGAUUUUGGCACAAUGACUGUUUAAAAUAAAAGAACUUACCUUCCAAAACU
Molecule: messenger RNA, 4215 nt
Organism: Trichomycterus rosablanca
Lineage: Eukaryota; Metazoa; Chordata; Actinopteri; Siluriformes; Trichomycteridae
Gene: cebpz
Product: CCAAT enhancer binding protein zeta
Exons: 17
Coding region: 7-3210 (1067 amino acids)
Cellular component (GO): nucleus
Source: RefSeq, a predicted model, not a curated record